This is a messenger RNA of Spinacia oleracea (spinach), 867 nucleotides long. RefSeq lists its product as uncharacterized. NCBI's taxonomy places the organism in Eukaryota, Viridiplantae, Streptophyta, Magnoliopsida, Caryophyllales, Amaranthaceae. The transcript has 2 exons. The record is from RefSeq and is a predicted model, not a curated record. The coding region runs from base 1 to 867 and encodes 288 amino acids.
AUGGACGACGACCUUCCUUCAACGCCUCUGUCGUCGUCGUCGGCUUCAGCAGCAACUUGGGAGAUUCCGUUGCCUGAUGAUUAUGGUGGUGAUGGUAAAGACUAUUCUGAUCAUUUUGUUACAAAUGACAUUUUCCCGAGUUUUGAAGAAGCGGCGGAAUGGGCUAAACAAGUGGCUAUUGGGCUGGGUUUCUUGUUGACAAAAAUGUCGUACAAACAAUUCAAGGAUGGUCGAGGGUAUCGUUAUUUGAAAUGCGACCGAGGUAGGAGAAAAAGUGCUCGAGAUAUGGAGGCGGCGGAACGACUAGACACGAAAACUAAGGCGUGCGGUUGUAAAUUUGAAGUGAAAUGUGUCCAACGCAUGGAUUUUGCGUGGCAAAUUGUUAAGCGUGAAGGUCAUGGCACGCACAAUCACAGUUUAGUUGUGUAUGAAGAGGGUCAUCGAGGCAUAAGUGGUCUAAGUCCAGGAGCUAAGAAUCUCAUUCAUCAGAUGAACAAUGCGCACGCCAAGCCAAAAGUGAUUAUGUCCGCCGUGCAAACAGAGUAUCCAGAUGAUCAUCCUAAUAUGAGGCACAUUUACAACUACAACGAUAAAAUUAGACGGGAUGCACAUGAAAGAAGAAAUCCCGCUCAACAAUUCUUGCACCUGGCGAAAGAGCACAAGUAUGUUCAAUGGAUCGCCGUCGAAGAGGGGAGUAGGGCGGUAACUCACGCGUUCGUUGCCCACCCUUCAAUGGUGGAAGUUCUACGUACAUACCCAUUGGUCAUUGGCAUGGACACGACGUACAAGACUAACAAAUAUGGACACGACGUCAUUGGCAUGGACACGACGUACAAGACUACCUCCACCCAUCGGUCCCGAAACUAA